Sclerotinia trifoliorum is the source of this 1865-nucleotide messenger RNA. NCBI's taxonomy places the organism in Eukaryota, Fungi, Ascomycota, Leotiomycetes, Helotiales, Sclerotiniaceae. The record is from the annotation of a GenBank genome assembly.
GAUGGCUAAAAGCAGUUCAAGAACAUUCAUGUCCUUUGACGUUACGAUUGACGCGGUCCUUAAUCUCACAUAAAAUCUCUAAAACUAUUGAUAUUUGACUAUGAGUAGUUCUCAUAUUAUUUUCAGACAUUAAGAUGUUAGGACAGGUAGGGAAGAAAUGGCAUUUCCGAUUUCUGAUCUAUCACAUUUCUUCAUCUCACGCGUUCAUGCGGGGGACGCGUUAAGUACUUGCUUUUCUUAUACCUCGCACUUAUCUAUAUUUCCUUUCGAUUCCUCCUGUCCUUCAUAGUUGUCAUUGUAUCGAUUGUCUUUUCUUUUGUAUAUCAAGUGUCCUUGCAAUUAUAAACAUGACUUUGACUCAAGCCGAACAUAGUGCAAUGCAUGAAAGUGCUACUCAUCCUGCAAAGAGACGCAAGUCUACGCAUAAUUCUGAGACCAUCAAAAAUUUAUUGAUGGACUUCAAACCUUCACAGUUACGCCAAGUUAUUGAAAUAGCAUUGAGGAAGGGAAAUGUUACGAAAUCCAUACGCCAUAUUCAUGCUCAAUUACCCGAAAAGUCAUCGCCGGCGAAUUCCGAGUCAUUAAUCACGGAUUCAGCGCCGGUUACAGACGAAGUCAUUGAGAGCAUCGAGAAAUCUCCAUUGCCGAGGAGACAUUUAAACCGCGUGCCAGAAACAAAGGAAACUCGACAGCCAUCGCCGCAAUCACUUUCGGCGAAAAUCAAGCAAGGUCUAUCUGACAAUGCCACACAGUCUCUCGUUCACCUACCCAAGACCGUUAGUAGCGGCAAUCUGCCUACACCGAGGAACACCCAGGAACCAAAAGAAGUAUAAUGCCCUGUCUCCAAUUUCGAAAACUCCCAGCUAAACAAUGUCGUGGCAGAUACCUAUGACCCCAGAGCCUUGGAUGACUCCAGAGCCAGAAAUCGACGCUCAUUCUUUGCUUUUAGAACCAGAACUUUAUGUUUGUCCACCAUUAGCAGUUACAACCUGCAGCUGCCGAUCCGGAUGCUCUUCCAUCCGCUGCAAAUGUUUCAAGUCAGGCCACGGCUGUUCACCAUCCCCAUCCUCCGGCUGCAAAUGUGAAUCUUGCGUCAACAUGCUCAACGAUUUAUCUUCUUUCUUUGGAUCCCCCAAAUCUUCUGACUUCAGGAUCGUUGCUAGUCCCGACUUCCUGAAAUGGAUUCGGAAAGAGUCGAGGAAUGGAAGAUUUGACUUGAUUCAUCCGGACACAAUAGAAGAAUUAAGAAGCAUGCUAAUGGGUGUUGAAUUUGGAGAUACAUCGUCCCCGCCCAAUUUCCCUGUUUUCUCGGGAAAACUUAGGGGGAUAAGAAGGGAGUGGAUGAGGGCUGAUAUUACUGAUGAUGAAAGAGAAGAUGUCAAGAAGGAGUUAUUUAAAGAAGCUUUUGGGAUCAUGGCGGAACCGAAGAACGAUUAUUGGUGUUUUUGUAAGAAUGAAUGGAAGCAAACUAUUCUUUGGGCGUUCUGCGCAAAAUGCGAAGAGUGUAGAGACACUCGAGAGUGGCAUUGUGAAAAGUGUGGACAUAGGAAUAUUGGAAAGAAUUGUGAAUGCAAGAGGGGUAUCAAACGAAAGAAGGGUGGUAGCGAUCAGUAAUAGGCCAGCGAAUGUCCUGAUGGCGUUACGAGUUUGCAGUCUCUUUAACCUUCGAAUAGUCGGGCAGGACGCCAACUUCGAAGACAUAGAAUUUUUUCGGGUGGUGAUAGAACGAUCUUUUCAUGGGCAACUUACUUUUACACGGACGACUAUAUUUUUAAACUUUUCGAAUGUAUUUAUAGCUUCCAUAUAUGUAUUAUCCACAACUUUAACCAUGGCUUUCAAUAUUUCAAAACGCGGAGCAAAACCUU